UUCGACGAAGUUUGGCCGUUUUAGUUAAGUUCAUUCUUUUUUGUGUCAACAGUUUUGAAAUAUUUGCAGAAAUAUGUUUAAGUUUGUGUUACUCAUCUGCGUUGCCACUUGUGCACAACUCUCGCUAGCGCGUCCAGACGUUAGCCUUGGCUAUCAAUACCGUCCCGGCUACAGCAGUUCAGCUGGCAACUUUCUGCAGACACCACACACCACAGGCGACAGCUACUUUAGCGCAGUGCCUGCCUUCACAAGUAGUAGCCUUGGUGGUGGCUAUGGAGGUGCUGUUGGCAGCGGUGGAAGUGUUGGUAUUGGUGGCGUUUCAACAUCUACCUACCCCUCCUCCCCCUCGUCCUCGGCAUACAACACAGGCUUUGGUGGCCUCUCCGGCAGUUUUGGUGGCACUGGAGUUUUCUCCGGCAGUGCAAACGCAGGCAAUGGCUAUCAGUCGGAUUACAACUCUGGCAAUGUGCAUUACUCACACCAAUCAUCAAACUUUGUUGGGCGCGCACCAAUCGUGAGUAAACACUUUUGGUUACACUCUGCGCCGGAGGAUCAUGAUGAACAACAAAUUGUGCGUUAUAUAAAUGUGGGACAACCACGUAAGAACUAUCAUGUUGUCUUCAUCAAUACACCCUCAUCGAAUGUGAAUAAGGCGAAAAUUAUUGCGAAUAUUGCGCCCGUCGAGGAUAAGACGGCGAUUUAUGUUUUGGCCAAGAAAUCGAAUGCUUUGGAUGUUACGGCUGAGGUGGCAACACCCACGCCAAUUGUCAACAAGCCGGAAGUGUUCUUUGUUAAGUACAAAACAGCUGAGGAGGCGGUACAUGCACAACAUACCAUACAGGCUCAAUACGACGCUUUGGGUGGCUCUAGUGAAGUCUCCAAUGAAGGUGCUAUUCCUAUAUCUUCAGCGAUUGGCAGUUUAGGGGGUUCACUUGGCGGUGGCGAUGUUAAUGCCGGAGACUCACAUGCAGUACAUAAUGGUGCACCCAUUUCAGUGGUGCCCAGUGAUUCCAAGGUUGGCUCUAGUCAAAAUUAUUUACCACCAAAUCAUAAAUAGGAAAAUUGUGAAAGCUUUCCUUUUGAAUUGUGUAAGCUCGAUGAGAAAAACAAAGCUUUACUUGCACAUG
Molecule: messenger RNA, 1127 nt
Organism: Ceratitis capitata (Mediterranean fruit fly)
Lineage: Eukaryota; Metazoa; Arthropoda; Insecta; Diptera; Tephritidae
Exons: 3
Coding region: 74-1057 (327 amino acids)
Source: RefSeq, a predicted model, not a curated record